GCGAGCUGGAGCUGAGCGGCGGCGGGAGGGCGGCAGGGAUACGGUGGUGGCAUGGCUUCGUCGCAAGGGAAGAACGAGUUGUGGUUCGCCGACUGGAUGGCAGCUCUGCCCAGCAGCAUCCACCGCACCCCGCUCACCAACCUGGCCAUCCCAGGGUCUCAUGACUCUUUUAGCUUCUACAUCGAUGAAGCCUCUCCAGUUGGGCCUGAACAGCCAGAGACGGUCCAGAAUUUUGUGUCUGUUUUUGGGACUGUGGCUAAAAAGCUGAUGAGGAAGUGGUUGGCUACACAGACCAUGAACUUCACCAGCCAGCUGGGGGCAGGUAUACGGUAUUUUGAUCUUAGAAUUUCCACCAAGCCCAGAGACCCAGACAAUGAACUCUACUUUGCUCAUGGUUUAUUCAGUGCCAGAGUCAAGGAGGGUCUGGAAGAGAUCAGUGCGUUUCUCACUGACCACCCAAAAGAAGUGGUCUUCUUGGACUUCAAUCACUUCUAUGGAAUGCAGAAACACCAUCAUGAAAAGCUUGUCCAAAUGCUCAAAGACAUGUACGGAAACAAAAUGUGUCCUGCUAUAUUUGCCCAUGAAGUAACUCUCCAGUACUUGUGGGAAAAGGAACACCAAAUACUGGUGUUCUAUCACAGUCCAGUGGCUCUCGAGGUACCAUUUCUUUGGCCAGGUCAGAUGAUGCCAGCUCCCUGGGCAAACACAACAGAUCCAGAAAAACUGAUUCAAUUCCUCCAGGCAUCAAUCACUGAAAGAAGAAAGAAGGGCUCCUUUUUUAUAUCUCAAGUAGUGCUGACACCAAAGGCUAGUACAGUGGUGAAAGGGAUUGCUAGUGGUCUCAGAGAAACAAUCACAGAAAGGGCUCUUCCUGCAAUGAUGCAGUGGGUCCAAACUCAGAAACCAGGAGAAAGUGGUGUGAAUAUUAUCACUGCAGAUUUUGUAGAACUUGGUGACUUUAUCAGCACAGUCAUAAAGCUCAACUAUGCCCUGGAUGAAGGUGAAGAUGACACUACUUGAUAGUACUGUAAUAUGUUUGUUGUUGCGUUAUUUAGAAUUAAAAAAAAAGAUUGCAUUUUAAAAGAAGUAUCUUGUAAAACACUGAUCUUCCUAUAACACGCUGAGGUGUUUAGGGCUUUAGUAGGUGGGCGUAGGGGAAAUG
This is a messenger RNA of Aquila chrysaetos chrysaetos, 1162 nucleotides long. RefSeq names its product PI-PLC X domain-containing protein 3-like. Lineage: Eukaryota; Metazoa; Chordata; Aves; Accipitriformes; Accipitridae. The record is from RefSeq and is a predicted model, not a curated record. Gene Ontology annotation, molecular function: phosphoric diester hydrolase activity. Gene Ontology annotation, cellular component: synapse. The transcript is spliced from 3 exons. Bases 52 to 1020 code for a protein of 322 amino acids. Gene Ontology annotation, biological process: lipid metabolic process.